Messenger RNA from Callithrix jacchus (white-tufted-ear marmoset), 1745 nucleotides. The record is from RefSeq and is a predicted model, not a curated record. NCBI's taxonomy places the organism in Eukaryota, Metazoa, Chordata, Mammalia, Primates, Cebidae.
CACUGCCUGUCUGGGGGCCCUGGGGCCUCUGUUCCUGUGGUAGCGUGGCAGCAGGGACCAUGGCCAGCUUCAGUCUGCCUGGUGUCACAUAAGCCAGCCCACAGGGUCCCGUAGCUUCUCCUUUCUGGGUAGAAGCUCCAGGCAUAACCUGGGACUGGGUCUUCCCAGAGAGAGCUGUAGCCAGGGCCCUGCCAGCUUCGGGGGCCACAGCAGCUCUCGCACCAGCAUCCUGCUGAGCAGGAGCAGUUCCAGGGUGCUCUGAUAACAUCUGAUCAUCAUCACUACCAGGAUUCAAGGCUGCUGCCUGGUUCACUGCCGAGCAGGCUUGCCUGAGCCCUCUGGCUUUUGGAGAACUCCAGAAUUCCAGAUUUGGGAUAAGCUACCCAUAUUCCCUUGGGGCUCCUCUCCAGACAUCGUCAAUUUGGAGUCAUGCCAGCCAUGGCCAAGAGGUGCGCCACAGCUUAACCUGCUCAGUGAUGGACUCCAGGGCCCGCCAGAAGUCUCACCUGAGUAAGAAGUGGAGAAUCCAGGCCCAGGAGAAUUUUGCCAAGAGGUUUCCAUACAGGUUCUCGUUGCUGACAGAGCCUGACCCUGAGCCCCUGCAACCCUGGAAGGUCACCAACAACUCCAAUAUGGUGCAGCUGCCCCUGCAGAAGAGGUUGGUGCCAACGAGGUCCAUCCCAGUCCGAGGGGUUGGUGUGAGGAUUAAAGAGUAUGAAUGUCCCUUCCAGGACUUUAUCCCAAAUGUACACUCACACAGCAUCAAGUAGUGUAAGAGUGUGCUGUGGCUGCUGGAGGCUUUGGAAAGCAAGACAGCAGCACUGGGCAGCAAGGUGCCUGCUGAAGAUUUAAGGGUCCCCCUCUGUGUUCCACAAAGAAAGGGGCUAGAAAGUCACCUUGGAGUCCUUGGGAGGGUAAAUAAAAUCAGGACACUAAUUGUAGCCCUCUCCCUGGAGUGGGGAGGGGGACCCCACUAAGUGGGGUGGGCAAGUGGCUUUAUUGUCCCAGAAAGGAGGUGGAAUGUGGACCCUUAUGAUGAAAAAAUUGAAGGGGGUUGGCUUCCCAGGCUGUAGGGGCAGGAUGGGAUGGGUUCCCAGCCUGCAAGAAGCAGACCCUGGAGUCAGAUCUGUGAUGCUUGGGGAAGAGUGACAGGCCACCCUUUGCCGCCCCAGCCAAUAUUCCAGGCUCCCUCCCUGUGCUGCCCCAGCCAAUACUCCAGGCUCCCUCCCACUGUGGGGCCUGAGGACUCACAGUGUCUGCCUGGGGGUAGAGUACAGCUUCCAGCAGCACCCACAGACCUGCAGGAAGCAGAGACCUCUGGGGUCCCCUCCUGUGGGGGUGGGAGCCAGGCUGAUCUUCGUUUGGACCGUAUAAGCCUCAAGGAGGUUGUCUCUGGGGGUUAAAGCUAUGCAGUGUUUGAUAUAAGCAAAUACAUCAACUUGUGUCUACCAUGCAGCAUAACCAGGGACACGAGACCCACCCUAUUCCUGCUGGGAGCUCCUUCCCCCACUUCACCCCACGCUGAGUCCCUCCUCCCCUGCCAGUCAGGUCACCACAUCUUUCUCCCGGCUUUAAAAACAUUAUAUCUUGGCCAGACUUGGUGACCUAUGCCUGUAAUCCCAGCACUUUGGGAGGAGGCUGAGAGCAGGUGGAUCACUUGAGCCCAAGAGUUCAAGAUCAGCCUAGGCAACAUGGUGAAACCCCAUCUCUACUAAAAAUAAAAAAAUAGCUGAGCAUGGUGGCGC